CAACCUUCAGCGAAGUGACUCAGUGCGCGUGUCAUCUGUCAGAUUAUUUGCUCAAAGCUCUAUUUUCACGACUUGACACACGCCUCUGUCAUCGUCAUGGGGCUUCACAGCAUAUUGAAGAAGCUGAAACAGAAAGAGCACGAAGUUCGGUUACUUAUGCUUGGUCUCGACAAUGCAGGGAAGACAACAGUGGUCAAGAGGUUUUGUGGAGAAGAUAUCAGCACAAUAUCCCCAACUUACGGCUUUAAUAUAAAGACAGUUGAACAUGUAGUGGAUAAAUAUGAAUAUAAAUUGAACAUAUGGGACGUAGGAGGACAAAGCUCACUGCGUUCGUACUGGAGGAAUUACUUCGAAUGCACAGAUGGCCUCAUAUGGGUCGUGGACAGCGCGGACGUUGAUCGCCUGAAGGACUGCCAGGGGGAACUCAAGAAGCUGUUAGAGGAGGAGAGACUGGCAGGGGCAACACUACUUGUCUUUGCUAACAAGCAGGAUCUUCCAGAGGCCCUUUCUUCCGAGCAAAUAAGAGAUAUCCUGGACCUCAACAAUCUCAAGACACACCACUGGUACAUCUUGCCGUGCAGUGCUGUCACAGGCGAGAACCUCGUGGCAGGUAUAGACUGGCUCAUCCGAGAUAUCGCGGCUAGAAUAUUCACCUUGGAUUAAUAUUAUUUAUAAAGACAUUUGAUGUAGGUUCAUGGACUAAUCAUGUUCAGUGGUGUUUGAGGUAGGUUCUUCAACAUUCCGUGUGUAGUGAUGGCCAUCUGAAGAAAAGAAUGUGACGUAUAGGGUUAUUCUGUAGAAACUGAUAGAAAAUUUCUUAUACUUUUGUGUUAAAGAUGAAUCAUUAACCCACUGGCCUCAGUCAACUUGAUGUAUGCCCACUGUAAUUUUAGUUAUUAAUUGUGCUUACACAGAAAUCUCUCCACAAGUAUUUAGUCACCAAGGAGUCCAUUAUAAGUUCUAACAAUCUCACCUGUUUACCCUUUUCCUUGAUUUUUGGAAAGAUUAAUUUUAAUUAUUAUGAUUACUUUGAUGUAAUAAUAAUCAUAACACCAAUGAUAACGAUAACAGUAUCAAUAUUAAUAGCAUUAAAAGGAAAAUGCAAAUUGAAAUAAUAAGGAAAGCAGACAUGGUCACUAGGGAUGACGAAUUGGCUCCUAGGUAGCUAAGCAUUUGUGGAACCAUUUGUGUGCAAAAAAAUUUACUGAAAAGUAUAGUGGACAGAACAAAAACCUGAGGCUGAGGGGUUUAAUAGAUUGUACUUUCUUUUUUUAUUGAUUUUUCCAUGCUGAAGAAUCAGAUAUUCACCUAGUUGUUGAGUAAAAUCAUCCUUGUUUGUUUUCUUUAUUGUGGUAUAAGACUAUGUUUGAUUAAGUAUCCAAUUUAUGUAUUACUGAAAAGAGGUCAAUUUUAUUGUAUCAUUAGUAAUCAAGUGAAAUAUUACUGUAUAUUAAAUUGACAUUAAUUAAUUAAUUUAUUUUAUUUUUUAUUUUUUUGUUUAUUAUUAUUAUUUUUUCUUUUUCAUUCCAUAUAUAUUUAAACUAUUGUUAUUAUUUACCAUGCAUCACAGAUUAUUAUGAGUUUCUUUUAGGCAUGUCUAUGCUUUUUCUUUUCAUUUUCAAACAAUGUAUAAAAGUUAUGAUUUUUAGGUAUGUAGGAAACUAAUGCAUCAAGUUUAGUGUGAAACAGGUGCACCAUCAAAAUUUGUUUUAAAAUUAAUUGUAUUCUCUUGCAGUAUGCAAAUUAUACAAGCCAUUUUUUCAUCUCUUUCAUCAUUGUCAUCUUAGUAUGUAUUUUUAUUGUCUGUGAUGGUUUGUCUUCAUUAUCUCAUUAUUAAACGCAGUCUCACAUUUUA
Messenger RNA from Penaeus indicus, 1855 nucleotides. It is a transcript of the gene Arl2, whose product is annotated as ADP-ribosylation factor-like protein 2. Gene Ontology annotation, molecular function: GTPase activity; GTP binding. Gene Ontology annotation, biological process: protein folding. Lineage: Eukaryota; Metazoa; Arthropoda; Malacostraca; Decapoda; Penaeidae. The transcript has 5 exons. Gene Ontology annotation, cellular component: microtubule cytoskeleton; cytoplasm. The record is from RefSeq and is a predicted model, not a curated record. The coding region runs from base 97 to 663 and encodes 188 amino acids.